ACUCUAUAUCCAUUCUAAGAAAAUCUACGUCUUCAAGUAACUUCUCCAAUGGCUAUUCAUCAGAUAAUGGCAACGAUGUUAUUCCUUUUAGCCUUUGCCAGGGCAGAUCAUUCGACAGCCCAGGUUUUCAAGGGGUCGGUGUCCUGCUUAGACUGCAAAAAAGAUUAUGAUUUCUCAGGCAUAAAGGUUGCGCUGAAGUGCAAACAAGCAAAGAAGCUGAGUAUAACCAUGACACAGAAAGACGGAUCUUUUAAAACAGCUCUUCCACUAAAUAUUUUAGCAUCAACUCCUUCAGCCAACUGCUUGGCUAGCAUCUUGGGCGGUCCAGAACAGCUCUACACUUCAAGGAAAAAUAUGGUGACCAACAUUGUCAAGAUCCAUGAAUCUUAUUCCUCCUCUUACACCAUCUUUCACCCUCUGAGCUUCUACACAUCAUGCCCUUUGUCACACGGAAAAUGUGGGGCUGCAAGUUCCGCUAUUGGCUCUUCCAAGACUGUGGAUCUGCCUCUGCCAAGGGAAUGGGGCUUAGCUCCAUCAAGCUAUUAUGUUCCGUUCCUACCCAUUAUCGGUAUACCUUAAGUUUCUGGCAUUGUAUUAUAUGAUGGCACUACUUAUAUAGUACACCUAGAUAUGCUGUGUGAUCUAUGUAUUUACUUGGGACAGACUUGAUAAGCUAAGCUUUACUAAUUAUGUGUUGUGCGCUUAGGGGAGUGAGUGUUUGUUAAAUUGGCUCCCAGGCUUUAUUUACGAAUUGUAUUAAACUUAUGUGGCAUGUUAGUUUGCACCAGUUCAACUCUGUGGUCAUUUGUACAUGUUAGAACUUAACUGUAAAACGCUUGUACUGCAUAUUUGGUGACUUGGUGUUCUCCAAAUCAGAUGGCGACUGCGAUAUUAAACCCUUCUUACGAAUCUGCGGCAAAUAAAGGAUUUCAGCCCUCCACUUGCCACGAUCCAAAAUCUGCCUACUUCUCCAUU
Messenger RNA from Daucus carota subsp. sativus, 975 nucleotides. RefSeq lists its product as uncharacterized. The coding region runs from base 49 to 579 and encodes 176 amino acids. The record is from RefSeq and is a predicted model, not a curated record. Lineage: Eukaryota; Viridiplantae; Streptophyta; Magnoliopsida; Apiales; Apiaceae. The transcript has 2 exons.